AAGUAAAACCUUUCCAAUCUUUUUGAAUAGGAUGAUUGAUGCUCAGACUCGACCAAGACGUGAAUACACACCUAAACCCAAACCUAUCUUUGACUUCGGAGACGACAACCCUUCAAAUGGCGGCUACUCAACCUCAAUGGCUCCUCCUCCUUCACGCAACUCAGCCCCGGAGCAGCCGAGCUGUAAGGCGCUGUACGACUUUGAGCCAGAGAACGAGGGAGAGCUGGGCUUUCGCGAGGGCGACAUCAUCACCCUGACCAAUCAGAUUGACGAGAACUGGUACGAGGGCAUGCUAAACAGCCAGUCGGGAUUCUUCCCUCUCAACUAUGUUGAGGUUCUCGUCCCAUUGCCACACUAAUAUAAAGAGAGCAGGAGAGCCAAGGAGGAGACUGACGGAGAGGAGGAGGAGAGAACAAGUAGAAUUAGUAGAGAGGGAGGAAAGCGAAGCCAAGGGAUGAAUGUUCAUUUUCACCUUCAGCUCCAACGUCAACAUCACAGACGAGCACUUUUUGUCAUCUGGAGUUCUGGAGGAGAUGGUCACAUUUCAAAGUCCAGACCAGAAUGUCAACCUGUUCCACCAAAAGGUAAUCAGAUGUUAAAUGGACACAACAUGUCAUCGUCCGUCAUCUGGCAGUCAGAAACAUUUCCUGAGGACUAACAGAUGACACGUUUUAUAAGCAAUAUUUGUCUUUAACCACAAAUUACUGAUAUCAUUAAGAUAACUUGUAUUAAAUCUGGUGAUUAUGAUGGGGUGACACAUAGCAUUUCAUCCUUUUUGUGUGACUGCAGUCUGUUUAAAACUCAGGUUGGUCACCAAACUAACAGUCCGUUUUCAGACUGAAGAGCCCAACUCAAACCUCACAGUACACGUCAUGUGGAACUUGACUGAAUAUUUUCCUUAUUUUUAAAACUUUGUUUUGGACUGGAGCUUAUGUCUUGAUGCCACCUGCUGGCGAGACUGAGGAUUGCUUUUACUAAAAAA
This is a messenger RNA of Sander lucioperca (pikeperch), 982 nucleotides long. Its product is annotated as endophilin-A2-like. Gene Ontology annotation, molecular function: protein binding. Gene Ontology annotation, biological process: synaptic vesicle uncoating. The coding region runs from base 32 to 358 and encodes 108 amino acids. NCBI's taxonomy places the organism in Eukaryota, Metazoa, Chordata, Actinopteri, Perciformes, Percidae. Gene Ontology annotation, cellular component: glutamatergic synapse; presynapse. The transcript is spliced from 2 exons. The record is from RefSeq and is a predicted model, not a curated record.